UUGCAUACGCAUCAAGCCAUCAAGUUCUAGGCGCUUUAGCAAAGAAGCGUAGCAGUUUCUCUUUUAACCGGCUACAGCCGGUGAAAAGAAACACAAAUUGAUACACAGGUAAAGAAAAGGCGGCGGCAACGGUGACUGCCGAAAAUGCUGGAAAAACUAUGACGCCUAACUUUGAAGUUCACGAGGGAAAUCAAUCACUCACCUGAAUACUAUAAAAAAUAGUGAGAGGCUAAGAGCAAAUUCACAUCUGAAAACAAACAAUACUACUGUGGCAAGAAUUGCAAAUACCCAUUCCUCUUAGAGAAAGAAGAGAGACAGAGGGGAGAUGGAAGGAGAUAAAGGAACUGUCUGCGUCACAGGAGGGACCGGCUACAUAGGCUCCUGGCUGAUUAAGGUGCUUCUUGAGCAGGGUUACUCUGUUCAUACCACUGUUAGGGCAGACCCAGGAAACAAGAGAGAUCUUAGCUUCCUCACCAGCCUACCGAGGGCAGAUGAAAAGCUUAAAAUCUUCACAGCAGAUCUUAGUUCUCCUGAGAGUUUCGAUGAAGCCAUUGAGGGAUGCAAAGGAGUUCUCCAUGUUGCCGCUCCCAUGGAUUUCCAAGACAAUGAGCCUGAGGCAGUAGUGACCCAAAGGUCAAUCGAUGGAGCACUAGGCAUCUUGAAGACAUGCUUAGGAUCAAAAACGGUGAAGAGAGUUGUCUUCACUUCUAGUAUUUCCGCAGUGUAUUUCAACAACAAGAAUGUGGACGUGAUGGAUGAGAGUUAUUGGACUGAUGUGGAUUACGUUAGAGAACUUAAGUCAUAUGUAAGUUCUUAUGCAAUUUCCAAGACUUUGGCAGAAAAGGCAGUUGUUGAAUUUGCAGCAGAACAUGGAUUGGAUCUGGUGACAGUCAUUCCACCUAUGGUUCUAGGUCCCUUCAUCUGUCCAAAAAUGCAAGGCUCAGUGCGAGCAGCAUUGUCUCCAAUCCUUGAGAGUAGGGAUGACUAUAGUCUUCUUCUCAAUGUGGCAAUGGUGCAUAUUGAUGAUUUGUCAAGGGCACUUAUUUUCUUGCUCGAGCAUCCUGAGGCAAAAGGAAGGUAUAAUUGUUCCUCGGACACAGUAACUAUUCAGAAGAUUGUUGAAAUUCUUUCAACUAAAUAUCCAGAAUACAAAAUUAAAGAUUCCCUAACAGAUAUUGAAGGUACUAAACUGCCUGGUUUGUCAUCAAAGAAACUCUUGGAUUUGGGUUUCAAGUUUAAAUACGGGGUUGAGGAUAUGUAUGAUGGAGCUAUUAACAGCUGCAAGGAAAAAGGGUUUCUCUAGGACCAAGGGCUUGAGGAUAUUUAUAAUAGAUAUAUGAUUCUAUCAAUUGAGGGUUGAUGAUGAUGCAGUAGUUCCUUUGAAGAUUUUAUGAUUUUAAAGAAGGAAGUAUUAGUAGCGAGGCUCAUUAAGCUUAUUAUUUUGGUCUAAUAACUGGAAAAUUGAUGUAUUUUCUGCUGUAUUUCAUGUUUGGAUGCUUGUGUUUUCAUUGAGUAUGGACUUCACUAUGGUUGUUUGUUUUGGGAUAGUUGUGUUUAACCAAACUUCUUGCCCAACGUUCAGCAAAUAAAGUUUAAAAAAAUAUAACGUCCAAUCCAAUAUAUAAAAAUUCUAACUGAAUCACUAAAUUUUAAUUUACUUCAGUAAAGUCAUUGAAGUUUGAUAAUUUAAUUUAGUCACUCUGACCAUAUGCAGAGAUGAAUUCAGGGUGGUGAGAAUAACUGUCCCUACAAAAAUCUUGAAAAUUAAUUUUAAUUAUAUGAAAUUACUCAAAAUUUUAACGAUUCUUAUAUUUUAUCGUAAAAAAAAAUCGUGAAUACAGGUUUCAAAUUUACAUAAAGGGUUGAGAAAAUAUUUGAUGGAGCUAUUAUGUGUUGCAAAGAAAGAGGCCAUCUCUGGUAAGUAUAACUACCAUCUCUACCAUAUAUUAUUUUGCCAUAAUGGUGAAAAUCUCCAGGAACAACGUCAACCAAUUGGUUCAAUUCAUGCUGCAAAAUGCACGGACCAAGGGUCCGAAGAUGUCGCUGAAUCAGCUCAAAGAUAAAGAAAUUAGUUUCUCCGACUCUUCUAGCAUUCGAAAGGAGACCCAAUGAAGCUUGUGAUUAUGAAAUUUAAUUAAAAAUUAAUGUUUUUUAUUAUUAUUAUAUGUUUCCAAAUUUAUUCUUGUGGAGU
Molecule: messenger RNA, 2191 nt
Organism: Durio zibethinus
Lineage: Eukaryota; Viridiplantae; Streptophyta; Magnoliopsida; Malvales; Malvaceae
Product: vestitone reductase-like
Molecular function (GO): oxidoreductase activity, acting on the CH-OH group of donors, NAD or NADP as acceptor
Source: RefSeq, a predicted model, not a curated record